Messenger RNA from Paramuricea clavata, 726 nucleotides. Lineage: Eukaryota; Metazoa; Cnidaria; Anthozoa; Malacalcyonacea; Plexauridae. The record is from the annotation of a GenBank genome assembly.
AUGGUUGAUGAAUUCUUGGAAGAUGUACAGGUUUCUACAUCCAGUGGAGAACAACGUCGAUCUAAGAGAAACACUGCGAUUCCAUCUCGUCUUGAUGAUUUUCUUAUUACUGAAAGUCUGCCAAGUGAGAACACCAAACGUCCAAACAUUCAAAUUUUCAUAGAAUGCUUGGAUGUACUGAAUGCUGAAUUCAGUCGGCGUUUUUCCACUGAAAACAUUGCACUGUGGGAAGCUAUGUCAGCAUUAUCACCAUCGUCUGAUGUGUAUCUUGAGUAUGACAUUCUCAAGCCUUUGUUUGAGUAUGCUACCACGAUUCCUGUGUUGAGAGACUUCUAUUUGAAAGAAAAACUUGCAACGAAAGAUCUGGAAGCUGAAUGCAGAAUAUACGCUCGUGUGUUUAAAGAUAAGGAAUGGCCAAAAAAUGAAAACGAGAAAAUUGAUUUAAGUGAAGUUGCCAUAAUUGUCAUAAAUAAUCACCAGAAAGGAGCUCCAAUACUAUCUUCUUUGUACAAAGUUGCUGUAACGUCGGGGUUCACGUCUACACGAGUAGAAUGUGUAUUCUCUUCCCUAACUCGAGUUGAUUCCCCUCAACGAAGAUCAAUGAAAACGCAGCGUGAGGCUGAUCUGGCUUAUCUAAGCUUUGAAAGUAAGGUUUUGCUAAAUGACAUUACCUUUGAAGAUUUUCACAAAGCUUGGAAAAUGAAACCACGAACACUAUCACUGUGA